CAAAUUUAUUUAUUUUUAAUGCGCACUUUUGUGUUGUAUUAUGACCGAUUGAGGUCUUAUACAAAUAGUACUCGCCUUUGUAUUGUGUAUGAGAAAAAUAUUGGCCAUAAAAAGCGCUUGUGAGCGGAGCAAAGGCCAAUGGUGCGCGCAGUUCAUUGCCAAAAGUUUGUUGUCAUCACAUUUUGGCCGCAUUGGCGACAUGCAAGAAACACAAAAAACGAGCGACCGCAGCGCUGCGGCGAACUGAAGUUGUCACGCGUGCAAUUUCCUACAACAACAACAGUAACAAUAAUUUUUAAACCAUUGGCACUGCCCACUUCCGCUUGACGUAUUUGCAUACACAUACAUUUCCUCAUAGACCGGAUGUGGAUGUGUGUGUCGCCGCCGCCGACAUAGCUCCACGUGCGCACUCGGCUAUACACACGAAUAUACAUUUGUCACUCGUACACAUAUCUAGCAGAAUAUAAUGCGCCAGUCGACUGCAGUGUGACGCCUGCAAUUUAGGACAAUAAAUACAUUUUCUGCACCGCAGGAGUCAAGCACAGCCAAACACUGUGUCACGUGACGAGCAACGCUACCAAAUGAGCAGAUAAACUGCAGCACACACAGCAGCAACAAAAGUCAGAAUGUGGAAAGUUGCCAUUUUUGGCGGCAACUUAACAUUGUAGCUUAACUAAAUAAACAAAAACAAUAACAAAAUGAAAAAGACAUGAAAAAAGAAAAAAAAAUUGAAUUAACCGCAGCAUAUUGACAUGCUACACGUAUACAUACAUACAUAAGCAUGUAUGUGGCAACUUAGAAGCGCUCAGCGCAAGCAGUUGCUAGAGAAAUACGUUGAAGAAGCCGGACAGCGGACGUCAGCGGUGCCGCAAGACGGGAAAAAUCGUCUUGGCACAGAGGUCUGCAUAAGCACAGUUAGAUAUACAUACACACAUACAUGCUGCAGCUAUUUUUGAGUAUUGGCACUAGCAAUGCAGCGCUGUGCUUUUUUUGCUUUCUAGCUGAGAUCAGAAAAAUAAUAUUUCACGCUAAAUAAAUUAUUAUUAAAUCAACAUUUUCAUUUUGGCCACCAACAUCACACCAACACUUCGUUGUACAUGCAACAUGGCGCACCGCCGGCCGUACCACCGCUUUUAAAGCGGCCACAGCUUUUGUGCAGAGGCAGUCGCUCGUUAAGCCGCGAACAAUCAACAACCAACCGGUGUCGCCAUCGACAGCCGACCGCCACCAGCCAACGGUCAACAGCAAAGCGACGUCGUUCAUAACUUUCCUUUUUUGUUGCUUACGAGAAUGGCCAAAAAAAAGUUUAAUUAAUUGCGAGCACGUUACAAAUAAACUCGAAACCAGCAAGUGGCAAAGAGUCAAAGUAAUCGAUUCGACAAGAAAAACUGUCAGCCGUCAGUUCUGUUGAGGCAUAGGAGUGACAGUCAACAUCCUCAACUUGUCUAUAUGCCAUACUCCGCUCAUUUGUGAAAUAUUGAGCACCCCUGUCAUUGCAUUGUUGGUGGUGUGCAGUGAUACUUGAUUUCGAAUAAAAGACUCAGACGCACGCCGACCCAGAAGUGUUCGCUGCUCAACAUUCAAAUCAAAAGUCAUAAUCAAAUCAUAUCAGAAACAAACAAUCGUAGCCUAGACUAAAACGUCAACGAGUCAAACUACAGCCGUAAUUCUAAAUAGAAAUAGAAAAUGUCGACUUCUGUACAAAAUUUCAACAAAUCACCAAGUGUCAUUGACUCCACAGCGGUAAUGUCGGCCACCGCCGUCGCAGCCAGCUCCGCCAUCCAACAGCUCUCGUCGAUAUCGCUAAUGCUCGAGUACGACAUUGACAACACGCUGAACACCAUCAAAGAGAAUGGUGUACAUCUCAUACAACAACAAGAGCGACAAGCGCCACAACAAGCACACCAUCCGCAAAAGAAUGUGAGCCAGCCACCGACCCAUACAAAUGAAGCUUUAAAAGAUAUCAAACCUGUGCUGCCACCAACACCACCAGCCACGCCUAACUUGGCGAAUACAGCGCGCAAACGCUGGAAGAUUUUAGCGAAAGUAUUGCGCAAAGAUUCCGAGGAGACCGUGUCGUCGUCGGGCGAGGAGUUCGGUGAGGAGCAAACGGCGUCGGUGCGUCGCUUCAAGUCAUUCGACUUGUUGCGUCAGGACAGCUUCGAAGAUCAUAUGACACUGAACUGCCUGGGCAAACCGGAGAACUGGUACAAGUACAGUGUGCUGCUCGAUGGGGAGGGUCAGCAGGAGUUCACCGUUAACAUACAUCACGUGGAGCGUCAGCUAACAGCCAGUGACCUAAUGGGCUUCAAUAACACCGGCAAUAUUUGUGUGUGGCCCUCAGAGGAGGCAUUAACCGCUUACGUUCUAUCCGACGUCGCUGCGUAUAGUGAUAAAUGGAUAUUGGAAUUGGGUGGCGGAUUCACAUGCUUAGCUGGGCUUAUGCUCUCCAAGUACGCUAAGCCUUAUGCGGUGCAUCUCACCGAUGGCAACGAUGUGUCGGUGGAGAAUGUAAAGAAGACCGUAUGUUUGAACGAGCUCGCCUGCUACACAAAGUGCUCGGUGCUCAAGUGGGAAGAUGUGAGUGCGCGUGCUACGGCGGAGGCUGGGAAAUUCGAUGUCAUCCUCUCCGCCGAUUGCCUGUUUUUCGAUGAAGCGCGCUCGUCGCUGGUGGAGACGAUUUGGUAUUAUAUGGCACCCAGAGGUGAGGCGAUAAUAAUGGCGCCAAGACGUGGCAAAACCAUGGCGAUGUUUGUUGGCGAGUGCACGCGUAGAGGCUUCGCAGUAGAGAUAACACAGCGCUAUAAUGAGACCAUAUGGAAGCGGCACGAGGAAUUGAUGAUGACGUCCGGCUUGUACGACGAGGACUUACACUACCCUGUGCUGUUGCGUCUGCGUAAGCCCUUCAUGGGGUAGAAGCGACAAAGAAGAAUGCGCUGCGAAAUAUGCAAGUCUUAGGUUUGAUUAUUAGCAAAACACGUGCAAUUGUAUACAAAAACCAACAAAACCAACAAAAACAAUAACAAAAUAGUUCAUAGUCAUAUUGUAAGGAACCGAUUUUGUAUUAUUCCAAUAAUUCCAAGCACUAAUGACGAAAUUAUAAAUUAGAGAUUUGUAUUACGACAAAUAGUAUGUAAAUUUUUGUCGCGCUUUUAUGCGCGCAAACAAAAUGGUAAAUGCUUUAAAAGAUAUAGUACACAGGUUUUAUAGCUUUCCCAACUACACCAUAGGCAGAACAGCGGUUGAGUGGCGGUGCCUCGAUGCCAGUGCUAAGGUAGUAAAGGGUCUGCCUUGGCUGGAAAUUGUUUAAAAGUGGAAGUGUAUAAACAGUGUUGCCAUAUUAUUAAUUAAACUCAUAUCUCACCGACUUUUUCCAACUAAAAUAAGCUUGUUAUUUUGUUUAACGAAUUUUUAAGAAAUAUAUUUUUAAAUAUUAUUACAUUAUUUUUUGUACAAAUAUUAUUAAACAUUUUUAUUUUGCCUCCUAACGCUUUUUCGAACUCUUAGUUUUUCUUUAAUGUCCAAUUUUUAGUCGUGACAUUUUUUCUAACCCAUAAAAGGGUUAGCUGAUUCAUUAAAUGAUAAAAUGAUGUGUCCUUACAAAGUUUCCUAAGUCCUAGUAUAAAUGAAAAGUAUUAUUUUAGAGUUAUCAUGUAGAGGUAAUUUUAGUAAAUCCACACAUUAUUUUAAAAUGUAAUUUAUAAUAAUAAUAAACAAAUUUUGUGUAGAAAAGUUAAUUUAUAAUAUAAUGUGUUAUUUCAUUACAAAAUAAGUAAUACUUUACUAAAAUAAUACUCAAAUGUGGUUAUAGAUGGUUUCAGAGUUUUCUGGAGUUAUUUUCGUUAUACAUAUUAUCUUAGAACUGAAAAGUAUACGAAGGUUUCAAACUUAUUUUGACAGAAUAUUCUCCACAUAAUUUUCACAGAUGUUUUUUGCUUUAAUUUUAAGCCUCUUUCAUUGUCCAACCUAAUUUACUUACUUUGCGAGUUUGUGUAGAUUAUUAGCUGAAUUUCUGCAGGCAUGUAAACAUAUUUAAAGUGAAACAGUAUCCCUAAAAACCCAGCCCAGAAACAUGAAAUAUGCGUCAACCUGCUCGUUACCAAUCCCCAACCAAAGUAUAAAUAUAUAGAUACCUACACACGAGUAUAUAUUAAAAUUAAAAAAAAAAACGCAGAUAUAUAACAGACAAUUAAAAAAAAAUUAGAAAUAAGUAAAUUUAAUUAAUAAUGGAGAACCUCAUAUUUCGGUAGUGAAGUGGGUUAAAGUAAAUUCUGUGGAAGUAUGUGUGUGGUUAGUUACCUUCUUCAUAUACUGUUAAGGGAAAAAUUACGGCUAUUUAGCCAUAAAUAUUCGAUGGAAUGUGGAAAUCUAAAUAUUGUUUAGCUUUAAUAUUAAAAGAGAGAUCUACAAAUAAAUAUAUAAAUCUUUAAAACCAUAA
Bactrocera dorsalis (oriental fruit fly) is the source of this 4438-nucleotide messenger RNA. RefSeq names its product calmodulin-lysine N-methyltransferase. Gene Ontology annotation, molecular function: calmodulin-lysine N-methyltransferase activity. Bases 1687 to 2916 code for a protein of 409 amino acids. The transcript is spliced from 3 exons. The record is from RefSeq and is a predicted model, not a curated record. Gene Ontology annotation, cellular component: cytoplasm. NCBI's taxonomy places the organism in Eukaryota, Metazoa, Arthropoda, Insecta, Diptera, Tephritidae.